CUUGUCUUAAGGCAGCGGUGCGCACCAUCUAUGGGACAAGUAGAGUAAAAAACAUUUCAUUGAGGAUGUGGUAAGAAUGGACAACAGUAGUGCAGUUGAUCCCACCACAUUAGAACAAGAUGGAUACAAUUUUGCCAGGGCUGCAGUGGAUUUUGACCAGAAGGGGCAGUAUCAGAGUGCCGCAUUUUAUUACACAGAGGCAGCUCAGGCCCUGAUCAAUGCCUGUAUGAGUGGGUCCCAGAGACCUGGACUGACAGACAAGGCCAAUGAAUACAUGUGUCGCUCAGAGCAACUCCAGGCAAUGGUCAGGAAUGCCAGCAGCAUAAGGAGCCAUGUUGGCAAGACGGAACAACAGAUGAAUCUGGAGAGGGCCCAGUUUCUGCUCCACCAGGCAUUUGACGAGGAUGAAAACAACAAUGAGGAAGAGGCAGUGCAACUAUACACAGAGUCUGUGGAACUGUUUAUUAAAAUUAGGGAUUCCACGGCAGAUAAUAAACUUAAGGAGAAUGUCACAAAGAUGGCCACACAGGCUCUAGACAGGGCAGAGGCACUCAAGUCCAAGGCCAUCCCCAGGGUCCCUAGCCCCAGCCUGAGCCCCAGGGCCCCCCAACCAGGUUCACAGGACAACAGGAAACCCCUGCCUGGGCCUCUGGGGUUCAGUCUGAAGGAUAAUGAGGAGGAGGAGGAUCAGGGGAGGAGGAGAGUGGGGGCGAGGGUUACAAGAGGAGGGGGAGGAGGAGGCGGGGGCAGUGGGGGCUACACCAAAGACGAGAUACAGGUUUUAAAGACCACAUCUCUCAUCAAUGACAUUGCCUAUGUGCCAUUUAUGUCAGUGGAUAUGAAGGAGAGGUUUGCAUACCCAGUGCCUUUCAGUGACAAGACGGGCAAACUGGCCCUGAGUCCCAAGCAGAAGAGUAAACUAAAACAGUGGGUUCGACCAGAGGAGUUCAUGGACAACCCCACCAUGAUCCUGGCAGUGUCCAGUUUUAGUGUCAGACAGACCAUAGUAUCGGACUGUUCAUUUGUUGCCUCUCUGGCCAUAAGUGCACAGUAUGAGAGAAGAUUUAAGAAGAAACUCAUCACUACUAUCAUAUAUCCCCAGAAUAGAAAUGGAGAACCCCAGUAUAACCCUUGUGGAAAAUACAUGGUCAAAUUCAACAUAAACGGGGUCCAUAGGAAAGUUAUCAUAGACGACUUCUUGCCAAUGGGCUAUGAUGGGGAAUUGUUGUGUUCGUUUUCUGCCAAUAAGAAUGAGUUAUGGGUGUCUUUACUGGAGAAGGCAUACCUGAAGGUGAUGGGAGGGUAUGAUUUCCCUGGCUCUAACUCAAACAUAGAUCUGCACGCGCUUACCGGCUGGAUCCCAGAACGCAUUGCCAUCAGACCCAACAACCCUGAGUUCAACAAAGAUAAAGAAUUCAGCAAAAUUAUGGACCGCUUCCAUAAAGGCCACUGUCUGGUUACCGUGGCAACAGGGGAGAUGUCCGAUGCAGAGGGAGAACGGGCUGGUCUUGUUCCCACUCAUGCGUACGCCAUGUUGGACAUACGUGAAAUCAUGGGUAAGAAGUUGAUGCAAUUGAAGAACCCGUGGAGUCAUCUGUGCUGGAAGGGGAAUUUCUCUGAGAGGGACACCGCAAACUGGACACCUCAGCUCCAGAAGGCCUUGAAUUUUGACCCCAAGAGUGCUCAGAUGAUUGACAAUGGUGUAUUUUGGAUAGACUAUGAGUCCAUAUUGAGGUUCUAUGAUGUGAUCUAUGUGAACUGGAAUCCAGAGCUUUUUGGACAUACAACUUGCUACCACCACACAUGGACAGCCAAAGAAGGUCCCAAGAAAGAUGUGUACAACAUCGGAGAUAAUCCCCAAUACCGACUGGAGUUGAAGUCACCACACCCAACCAAAGCUGCUGUCUGGAUACUGAUGACUAGACAUAUCAAGGAUAGGGAUGAUUUUGCCAACAACAGGGAAUUUAUCACCGUCUUAGUUUACAAGGGGUCAGGAAAGAGAGUAUUUUAUCCUUAUGACCCUCCGCCAUACAAAGAUGGCGUCCGAAUCAACAGCCCGCAUUAUCUAUGCAAGAUGCUGGAGGAUGUGAACGGCUCCUCCACGUACACGCUGGUUACGUCGCAGUAUGAGAAGAACAACACUAUUCACUACACACUGAGAGUGUACUCUACCUGCGAGUUUGUCUUCAGCAAGAUCAUGGAACCCUAUAAUCCAAAAUAUGAGAAACAGUUGACAGGGCAGUGGAAAGGCAGGACAGCAGGGGGCUGUGGUAACUAUCCAGACACACACCAGUCUAAUCCAGUCUACCAACUCAAGUUAGACACAGCCGAGAACUACCUUCUUAUUGAGCUCAGAGGACCAAA
Molecule: messenger RNA, 2364 nt
Organism: Lingula anatina
Lineage: Eukaryota; Metazoa; Brachiopoda; Lingulata; Lingulida; Lingulidae
Product: calpain-7
Biological process (GO): proteolysis
Molecular function (GO): calcium-dependent cysteine-type endopeptidase activity
Source: RefSeq, a predicted model, not a curated record